Messenger RNA from Myxocyprinus asiaticus (Chinese sucker), 644 nucleotides. RefSeq names its product leptin receptor overlapping transcript-like 1. Gene Ontology annotation, cellular component: endosome. Lineage: Eukaryota; Metazoa; Chordata; Actinopteri; Cypriniformes; Catostomidae. Bases 120 to 515 code for a protein of 131 amino acids. The record is from RefSeq and is a predicted model, not a curated record. The transcript is spliced from 4 exons. Gene Ontology annotation, biological process: negative regulation of growth hormone receptor signaling pathway; late endosome to vacuole transport via multivesicular body sorting pathway.
GUGCGUCCGGCGCGUGCGCAGUGUGGAGGGCAGCGCGAGCUGGAGCGGCGGAUUAUCAGCGCGAGGAGUCUUAGCUCGUAAUUCAUAUCUAUUAAUUCAUGUGUUUAUGAAUCUGCGCCAUGGCAGGAAUUAAAGCUCUCAUCAGUCUGUCGUUUGGAGGAGCGAUCGGGCUGAUGUUCCUGAUGCUCGGCUGCGCUCUGCCCGUCUAUAAUGAGUACUGGCCGCUCUUCCUCCUCUUCUUCUACAUCCUGUCGCCCAUCCCGUACUGCAUCUCUCAACGCGUGGUGGACGACACAGAUUCUGCUAGUAAUGCCUGUAAAGAGCUCGCCAUAUUCCUCACCACGGGAAUCGUUGUGUCUGCGUUCGGGCUGCCCAUCAUAUUCGCCCGCGCUAGUGUGAUCGCGUGGGGAGCGUGUGCUCUCGUUCUGACGGGAAACAUCGUGAUCUUCGCCACCAUCAUGGGCUUCUUCCUGGUCUUUGGGUCAAACGAUGACUUCAGUUGGCAGCAGUGGUGAAGCCUGACGCCGCGUCCGGACUGUUUUUGCUCGACACAGUUUCACUGAAAUACUGUUACUGCAGAUUCUGUUGUUGUUUUUAUUUAUAAUUGCCGCCCAUCAUUAGAUGCAGGAAAUCGGUGCAAUAAU